AAUCAAGCCAACAUCUCUCUGAGGGAGCGUUCACUUUCAGUAGGAGACUCAGAAACAUCCCGAGCGGUUCACCGCUGCGCUACUCGGCUCAUUCUGAAGGACUUUGGCUUGUGUUUAAUUCAUUCCAGAGGAGCAUCGGCAGAUUGUUAGAUUCCUGAAGAGGGGAACGGGACAGAAAACGCCGCUUCAUUGACUGUCAUCGUUAUUCGCGCUCCUUCUCGGACGGUUUUACAGGUGGACGCUGAACUGUCAGGCUCGCCAGCUGAACCACCGGUUUUCAAACUCUAUGAGUACAAAAAUGGAGCAGCCGUUUUACCACGACGACUCGUUUCUGUUGGGUUACGGUCACAACGACGCGGCUCUACACGACUACAAACUCCAGAAACCGGGCAUGAACUUGAACGUGACCGAGCCGCCCUAUCGGAGCCUCAAAUCGGACCUCUAUCAGGCGUCCAGCGCCGAUGUGGGCUCACUCAAACUGGCCUCCCCGGAGCUGGAGAGGCUCAUCAUCCAGACGGGCAACGGCGUGCUGACGACCCCCACACCGGGCCAGUACCUCUACGGUCGGGGGAUCACCGACGAGCAGGAGGGCUUCGCGGAGGGCUUCGUCAAGGCUCUGGAUGAGCUCCACAAGAUGAACCAGAUGCCCCCGCCCAACGUGUCGAUUGGAGCCGGCGGCGUGACGACGUGCUCGACAACUGCGUCCGUUUUCGGCUCCUCCCUGCAGUCGGAGCCUCCCAUUUACACGACGCUGAACGCAUACUGCCCAGCACCCAGCCACCCGUCCACCACCAUCAGCUACCUGCCGUCCCACAUACAGCAGAGCCAGCACCCGGAAACCGCGCACGCGUUCCAGCACCCCGGCGUGCUCCCUCAGCGCUUCUUGCCUUUGAAAGAGGAACCGCAGACUGUUCCCGACAUGCAUAGCAGCGACGGCUCGCCGCCCAUGUCCCCGAUCGACAUGGACUCGCAGGAACGCAUCAAGGCGGAACGCAAGAGGCUCCGGAACCGACUGGCGGCCACCAAAUGCCGAAGGCGCAAACUAGAACGCAUCGCGCGGCUGGAGGAAAAAGUGAAGGUACUGAAGUCCGACAACGCCGGACUGUCCAACACAGCGUCUGUUCUGCGGGAACAGGUGGCGCAACUCAAGCAGAAGGUCCUGAGGCACAUGAACAGCGGCUGUCAGCUCAUGCUGACCAGUAAGAUGGAGGCGUUUUAAACGCGACGGGACUUUCACUAAAGCAAGACGCAGAAAUAACACUGGAGAUUGUUUGUUCGACAACUGAACGACACUCGCGAGCUCUCAGCUGAGCUGUUUUGGACCCGUCCUGGACUCCGAUUAAAAGCUCGUCGCGAAGCGUCCUCUGGGACGGAAGAGAACGGACACUGCGGCCCCCAGAGAGAGCCGCGCGCGCGCGCCUCGACGCAGUGGAAAGGCCAGUCGUACAUCAAUAAUGUGUUUAAUGUCAUGAUCAGCUCUGUUUUUGAUCAUGUGGACGCAUCUGAUAUUUUCGUGCAGUACUGUUUCUGAACUCAUAAAUUAUUGUGUCAGUCGGGUUGAUCCUGACGCCAUGUUAACAAUGUCACAUGUUUACAAUGUCGUUUUUUUAUUGUGUGCGCUGUUUAUUUAAGUAAAUGCAUUGAAAUAUAA
Molecule: messenger RNA, 1651 nt
Organism: Danio rerio (zebrafish)
Lineage: Eukaryota; Metazoa; Chordata; Actinopteri; Cypriniformes; Danionidae
Gene: junbb
Product: JunB proto-oncogene, AP-1 transcription factor subunit b
Biological process (GO): regulation of DNA-templated transcription
Cellular component (GO): nucleus
Molecular function (GO): DNA-binding transcription factor activity; sequence-specific DNA binding; DNA binding
Source: RefSeq, marked provisional